This is a messenger RNA of Triticum turgidum subsp. durum (durum wheat), 3531 nucleotides long. The record is from the annotation of a GenBank genome assembly. NCBI's taxonomy places the organism in Eukaryota, Viridiplantae, Streptophyta, Magnoliopsida, Poales, Poaceae.
AUGGCCGCCAGGGUGCCUGACCUCGGCUCCGACUUCGCCCAGAAGAUGCUGCACGACCUCCGCCGACGCCGCCAGAGGCUCGGCUUCGGCUCGCCGUCGGCCGCCGCCGCGUCUCGGGAUGCCUGCUCGAACUCUCAGAAACCAUCUACAAGCCAGAGGCCGCAGCAGGCAGCAGCCGCCCCUCGAUCGAGCAGACCAGAAGCAACGACGGCACCGAGAUCAUCACACCAGCAGCAACCCAGCACCAGCAAUGCCGCCGUGGCCAGCGCGGCCAAGCCACGGCGAGGACGCCCUGUCGCCGCCGACGCCGACGCGCGCGCCAUCGUGCCGUUCCAGGGAGGAGACGCGGGGGACCGCAAGCCAGAGCAUGCCGUCGUCGCGAGCAGCGUCGACGUGCAGAUGGCGGCGCUGGCCCUCGCGCUCAGCGACGGCGGGAAGCUCCGGAACAUGGAGGUCGUGGCGCGCAACGGCUCCGUCUUCUUCCGCCAGCCGGACACGGCCCGUCGCGGCGGCGGCGGCGGCGGCGGCUACCUCCUGCCGCCGCCGCCGCCUUCCGGAGGAGGUACAGGCGCGCCCGCCGGCGAAGUGGCGAUCGGGGUGCAGGACCUGAACGACAUGCUCAUGGCGGCCUACUCCUCGGGCGGGAGGAGGAGGCCCGACGACGAGGCCCGGAGGAAGCUCUUCAGAGGGUCCAUGGACAUGGAGGAGGCGCUGAGCAUGCUGGUCAUGCUCCAGGACGCCUCCCGGUACAUGGAAGGGUCGGGGAGCGGGCUCAAGGGCAAGGAGAACCUCAAGGGCUUGGCGGCGGCGCGCUCCGCGAGGAUCGAGGAGAUCGUCGACGAAGAUUCAGAUGCUGAGCGUGCCAAAAAUGCUUCCAUGCAGAUGGUUGUCCACGACAAAUUUCAGAGCCAUCGGAAUGCAGACAGUAGCUCAGUUAUUCAGUCUGGUCCAGGCAGCUCCAAGAUCAACAGUGCUUCUGAAGGUGAAAAGGAUGGCUCGAAGGUGAGGAUGCCGAGCGUGAUCGCCAAGCUGAUGGGGCUGGAGAACCUGCCUUCGUCGACGUCGACGACAACGAAGACCGUCGCGGAGCGCAAGGGGACGGAGAGGUUUGUGAAACCUGGAGCUGUGCCAAGAAUGGAGAUCAAAGCAGAUGCGAUGAACCGCAAACUGCCGAUACGGAUCAUAGCUUCAGAGAAGGGUCAGCACAAGAUUGUGUUGUCAGGGGAGUGGAAGACAAACUUUGGGGACUCUGAAAUGGGUGCUGCUGCACUGUCAAACAGUUCAUCACACCCUGCAACUGCAACUGGUAAUAGCAGGCAAGGAAGGCUGACCAUGAGGGAGGUGCUGAGAAAGAUGGUAGCAGCAGAGAGAGGAGCUGAUGAAAAACAAGAAGUAGAGGAGAGGAUCAUCCAUGAGGACAAGGGGAUUGCUGAAGAAAUCAAACUGCAGAACUCCGUCAGCGUCGGGUGCCGCGCCGAUUCGGGUAAGAGGAUGGAUUUUUUGAAGAGAUUCAGGAAGAAUUCAGACAACAACAGGCCUGUCAAGGAAGAGAAGCAGAGUGCUCAGGAGAAGAGUGCAGCAGCUGGAAAGAAGCAGGCCACUGGCAUGAGACGGUUGCUGGGGAGAGACGGCGAGGCGAAAUCAAGGAAGGCGAGGGAGAAGCUUAACAAGGAGAACCUUGCCACUGCAGAAACCAAGGCUGCAGGAAAGAAUGGGAAGACAGAUCAGGUCAAACAUCAAGCGCAAAGUAAACAUGUAGACAGACAAAGCAAGCCGAGGAAACCGCAGAAUCGUCGGGAAAUGCAGAGCGAAACGCCGAGUCGGAAGUUGGAAAACAAGAAGAAGGCACUGAUGCCAGAAGCAGGGCAUAUGAAAAAGAAGCCUGAGUAUACUGUGGUGACACAACAGGAGAAUGAAGAACUUGCAAAAGAACAUGUCAGUUUUAGCAAACCAGCAGAUAGCACACAUGGCGAAGGCGGUUUGUCAGAACCAUUGGCAAUAGUAGUGAGAGGCCGCAACAUAACUGGAGCAGCCUCCUUGGACCAACCAUUACAGAAAAUAACUGAAGGAUCUAGUGAGAAAGCAACUGAAACACCGAGGGAACCGCAAAAUCGUCGGGCAACGCAUAGCGAAGCACCAAACCGGAAGUUGGAAAACAAGAAGUCACUGUUGUCAGAAGCAGGACAUAUGAGAAAGAAGCUUGAGUACACUGUAGUGGCACAAGAGGAGAAUGAGGUAGAUGCAAAAGUAAAUGAUACUAUCAGUUCUAACAAACCAGCAGAUAGCACUCAUGGCGGAGUCGGUUUGUCGGAACCAUUGACAGUGGUAGUGAGAGACAGCAGCACAGCUGAAGCAAUUUCUUUGGACCAACCUUUGCAGAAAAUAACUGAAGGAAUCAGUGAUCCUACAAUUCCUGCAGAGACUGUUGUACAUGCAAGUGAGGAUUUGAAGUUCCUUGAUCAGAUUCCAAUUGCUGAGAUAAAUGAUGAUAGGAUCAACCACACACCUAGUGAGACUACACAGAUACCUGAAAUAUUUGCCGAGGAAGAACAGCAGCAGCAAGAACAACAACAACAACAACAACAACAACAACAACAACAACAACAACAUCAACAAAUGAUAGUGAAAAAGCAACUAACUGAGGAUUUGAAGGUCUUGGAUCAGAGUACGAUUCCUGAGACAAAUCGUGCAAUUUGGUGUAAAAUGCAGGAUGAAUGGGUCGACCACACACCUAGUGAGACUACACAAAUGCCUGAAACAUUUGCCGAGGAAGAACAACAAGAACAAGAACAACAAACGAUAGUGAUACGGGAAGCAUUUACCGAGGAGGAAGAACAGCGGCAACAAAUGAUAGUGAAAGAGCAUCUAACUGACGGCUCUAAUGAUCAUACCACAACGUCCAUCAGUACUGAAAAUUUGCAGGAUCACAAGACACAUGUUGUUACAUGCGAUUCUUUGACAGAGAACCAACUCCUGCUCAUGAGACUGCUGGUAAAGGAUCGGUACUUGCUGGAAACCGCAAAGGCGAUCGUCAGAGUUGACGCUCCCGUCAGUUUCAUCGACGCUGACGCCGGUGCACCGAACUGGUCGGUCGACAAAGGCAACGACCUCCUCUCCGACGUGGCCCGGGAGGUGGUCAGAAGGAAAGGCAAGAGGAGCGAGGCCAUGGAGGAGGUCAGCGUGGCGCGCGCCGCCAACCUGAGGCUGCAAUACCUUGACGAUCUCGUCAGAGAGCUGGACGGCGACGUCGAGAGCCUGGACAUGUCAAAGUCCAAGAGAACUCAGCAGCAGGGUGACAAUCGCGCGGCCGAAAAUCUGCGUAGGAUACUUGAGAGUGACAUUCAGAAUGACCACCCCGACGCCAACUCGACGUGGGAUUUCGGGUGGAACCGCGUGUGGGAACUGCCGAUGGAGAAGGGCGACGUUGUCAGGGAUCUGGAGAAGAACAUACUGGGUGGCAUCAUCACCGACGUGGCGAGGGAUCUCAUCGGAGUAUCGGUACGACAUGGCUGUUGUCCCUGCGUGGCUUGA